Molecule: messenger RNA, 2489 nt
Organism: Drosophila obscura
Lineage: Eukaryota; Metazoa; Arthropoda; Insecta; Diptera; Drosophilidae
Product: digestive organ expansion factor homolog
Exons: 3
Coding region: 83-2176 (697 amino acids)
Biological process (GO): maturation of SSU-rRNA from tricistronic rRNA transcript (SSU-rRNA, 5.8S rRNA, LSU-rRNA)
Cellular component (GO): nucleolus; small-subunit processome
Molecular function (GO): U3 snoRNA binding; rRNA binding
Source: RefSeq, a predicted model, not a curated record
GUUUAUCAAAACUGCACGUGCGUGUUUUUAGUUGAAUUGAAUUGUUCUAUUUUAAAUUGUUUGCUAGAAAAUUGAGAUUAACAUGAAGCAGAAACACUCGAAAAAUAAAGUAAAGCCAUACCGGCAGGUGGCCCCCGUUCGCAAGAAUGAGAAAUUUUCGAAAAACUAUAGCUACAUUCAGAGAAGCAAGCAAAUGGAGGAAUCGCACAGAAAGGAACGACCGGCCCUGACAGGGAGAUUUGAGCCUGAAGCAGAUCUGCUGCCCGAAUUACAAGACGAAUUACAUGACGAAACUGGAUUCUAUGAGCAGCUGGUAAAUGGAUACAACAACGUACAAACAAGCCGAUUUCUCAGCGCAAGCGAGAACGACGGGACCUCGGAGCCUACACCAGUAAAAUCCAUUGAGAAACAGAGAAAAACUCCUGUCCAAUCGAAUGAUGACUUUGAUUCGUACAAUUCAUUUUCGAAACGAUUUGAUUAUGACCUUUCUGCAGACAAUGUCAACGAUUUGAUUUCGCGGACGGAUGCCACAAUGAUCAAGAGCAGUUGGCCGGCAGUGGGAAAUUUAAAGUUUGAAAUACCACGGCUAGACGCGAAUACACACAAUCCCGACUGCAGUCCACCGAGUGGCAUUUCGGACUCUUCUGAUCUCCAAAAGUUGGAGGUCAAAAUGUCCAUAAGCGCAAAGGUUGCGUUACCCCUUUCUUCGCUACAGUCUGAACUCUUUCACAUUGCGAAUAACUAUCAGGACCUAUACUAUCCCCACCGAACACACAGCAAUGCCGAAGAGAUCCGGUACAUGUACUGCCUGCAUGCGCUAAACCACAUGCUAAAGGUCAGAUCACUGAUUCUGCGUAAUAAUGAGAAAGUGGCGGCACUGGCCAAAUCACUAAAGUUGUCACCGAAUGAAAUUUCUAUUCCGGAGACAUUCAGAGACCAAGGACUGAAGCGGAUGAAGGUGCUCUUUAUAGUGCCCUUCAGGGAGUCGGCUUUGAAGAUAGUUAAGGUUAUCGGAGACUUACUAUUUGGAAGUCAAGACGAUCAAACCAGGAAAAAUUCAAUGGCAAAUUAUGAGCGGUUCCUUCAAGAUUACUCGGGAAAUACGAUAUAUUUCCCGAAAACGAACCCAAAACCAUUUGACUAUGAGCAAACAUUCAGUGGAAACACAGAUGACAACUUUAAAAUUGGAAUGCGUUUCACAAAGAAAGCCGUUUCGCUUUUUUCUGAUAUGAACUCCUCAGACAUACUGAUCGCUUCCCCGCUAGGACUCCGAAUGCUUGUUACGGACAAGGACAAUGACUUUGACUUCUUAAACUCAAUUGAAUUACUUAUAAUCGACCAGGCGGAACUUUUCCUAGCGCAGAACUGGGAGAAUCUACUUCACUCGCUGGACCACCUUCAUCUGCAACCGCAGAAACUGCCGGACACAAAUUGCCAACGGGUUCGGACUUGGUGUCUGAGCGGAGCUUCUAGCUUCUACCGUCAAACCUUAUUUUUCUCAUCCCACGAGCUUCCAGAAUUUCGGGCCGUGCUCAACAGCAAAUGCCAAAACUACCAAGGCAAAGUGCGGGUCACAAAUCUAGUGGAACAAGGCGAUAUCCGGAAUGUCAUCACGCCAAUUCAACAAGUUUUCCGGCGAAUUAACUGCUCCAAUGUGGAGUCAACAUUCGAUGAUCGCUUUCAGCAUUUUGUCAAGCACAUAAUGCCCCAAUUUAGUAAACCCGGCUUUUCGCAUUGUAUGCUGUACGUGCCCAGCUACUUCGACUUCGUACGUAUACGCAAUCAGUUCAAAACUGAUAUGAUUAGUUUUGUUCAGAUAAGCGAAUACACCAAGAAGGAAAAAAUUUCCCGGGCGAGAGACAUAUUCUUCCACAGCGGAGCGUCUGUUCUGCUUUAUUCGGAAAGGGCGCACUUCUUCCGACGCACCCGAAUCAAGGGUAUCCGAAAUUUAAUUAUGUACCAACCGCCAAACUUUCCGCACUUUUACUCAGAGCUAAUCAAUUUGAUGCUCGAAUCCAACCAGAACCCGCGAGACGGCUUUGGAGAUGAAAUGAGUGUUAAUAUACUCUAUACAAAGUAUGACCUUCUUAGUUUGAGCAACAUCGUUGGAAGCGAAAAUGCGCUUAAAUUGACCACGGGAAAAAAAGAUUCCUACCUCUUUUCGACCAAGACAUAAAUAGCCCACAAUGCAGACCUUACAGUGAACGUGUGUACAUAUUUUUUAAUGAAAAUAUACAUAUGUGUCAUUGCAAAACGAAAAUUAUUAUUUAUUGAAAUAAUGGCACACUGCAUUAAAUAUAUUUAUAGGCGGAAAUGCAUUUUCGCGGGGAAGGACAUUUCGCCAAGACUGCUUUUAUUUGUCGGAGUUACAUACACCUUUGCUAGUUUAUUUUCUAAGCAAACUGCAAAUGCAAUUGUUACAUAACAAAAUUGUAAUCUUUUGAGUCAAAGAAUACAAAAUAAAUUUUAUAUAAUAUCAGAAUUUCUAA